Symbiodinium pilosum is the source of this 3028-nucleotide messenger RNA. The record is from the annotation of a GenBank genome assembly. Lineage: Eukaryota; Dinophyceae; Suessiales; Symbiodiniaceae.
GCGGCAGAUUGUUGGGCGACCUCCGCCAUCUUGGCUGAAGCCCACUUCGCCAGCAUGGAUUUGAGCGAAGCGUUCUCAGACGUGGAAGUAGUUUCUGAUGGUUUGCCUGAGCCUCCGGGGGAGGCUUUUCAAGCUGAUCUGCUAGCUGCUUUCUCGGACGGGGAUGAAGAAGUUUCAGCUGCUCACGAUGUACUCGCCUUAGCUGUGCCCGCUGGAGCAGUCAGUGUUGUGGCGAAAGAACAAGGCACGGCUGCGACAGAGACAUGUCGCAGUGCACGAGAGUGUCUCAAAGGGAAGCUGGGGAAGGGCAGGCACGGCGGCCAGCUUGAACGCAACAUGAUUUGCCGCCAUAUGCGGGCGCAGAAGCGGGAAAAGAAGUCUCGACAGACUGAAGACGAGCUGCUCGCUGCGCUGGGGAAUUGUCAGUUGGUUAAGAACGGCGUCUGCUUCAGUGUUGCAGCCAAGCCAACACGUGCGGGAGGCAUUCGAAUCAUCUUGACCAAGGCGGCUGGGCGUGGCAACAGAUAUGUCAGAAAAGUUGCCUUUGAAAAAUUUCUGCGAGCAUCGUUUGGUCUUAAUACAUCUAACGUGGCACUGGCCGCAGUUUUGGGACUGGACUCGUCUACCAUUCCGCGCCUCCAGAAAACCUGCGCAGGGACGUUCAUGAUCGCGCAAGCCCGUGUUCUGGCCCGCAUCUGCUCGUUCUGCCAGCGCAAGAAGCCAUUGACAGUGCAUGAGCAGCUGAAGUAUGACGAGACAACAGAGCACUUGGUGAUGGAGCCGCAAGCAGGGCAAGCUGAUGAUCCGUUGAGGAUUGAAACGCUUCAGUUCUUGGAGCAAUGGCACCAUGGGCGAGAUUGUGAAGCCGACGGCCAGGAAAAUGAUGCUGAGGGUAAGACGAUGUUCAGCCGAAAGUUGAGGGAAUUCCGUGAGAUGUGGAAUGGCCCGUACGCGGGGCAUCCUGUUCACAGAUGCUCAGGAAGGCAUUGCAAGUCCAAGGCCGAGUGUGUGGCGAGAAUGGCUGCGACAUUCAUCUCGCUCCUGCUAACGGCCCUCCCGGCUGUGCCUUCACCCAACAAGUGGUGCAAGAUCUUUCCCUCUUCGGAUUUCGUAGGACUUGGGCUCCUAGUGAAUAAUGUCCUCCCGGGUAUUUUCAACUUAGCGUUCCAACCGAUGAUGUUUGCAGCAGAUCUUAACCAUGAAGAAGCAGAUCCGAGAUUGGUUGAAGGUCUCUACUUCCAUGCUGUCCAGGGGAAGCGCUAUUUGGGUUCGCGAGAGUUUCUGACAUCUCCCGACUCCCAACUGCGUUGCAGAAUCUGGCUUCUGGUGUCGGAACAUCUUCGACGUCUGGUGUUCUUCUGGCUUCGCAUCCUAAAGGUCGGGAAGAAAGUGCGGGCUCGGCCGCCCAUCUGCGAACUUCUGGAUCCCCGAACUUCGGUGGCGUGGGCCGUCCUCCAGAAUGUUGCUCGCCAGUUGUUGGAUCCUCAUGGUCGAGGCCGUUUGGUUAUGAUCUGGCGACCAGCUGGUUUUCCCACGUACGGUGAGUGGUGUGCUGAGUGUACUGCGUCAGUGCGCGAGCUGAGACGGGUCUUGAUAUGCCUGGCGGGGUGGGUGUAUAGGCGACAUGUCGUCUAUUGGCAAGAGCUGCCGUGGCCCUUGCUUCAGUUUGUAGAUCGCGAAGCAGAGGAGACAACUGUCCAAGCUGCGAAAAACUUGUGGGAGUCAUCUUUCACCUGCUGCGCAGCGCCAGGCCUUGCCAGGGACCUCAAGCGGAUGGGCGUCAGUGCUGAUGAGCUGGCGACCAACCCAAAGUGGACUGCCGUCCUCGCAGGCUACGGGGCCUUGCUUGAAAUGACCAUAGCCGAUGUUGAGUGCAAACAUGCAUUGUCGAAGCAUUGGGCGGACCGGCCGUUUCCCACGAUCACAGCCAAACAUAUCAACAGGGAGGCGGCCGUGUGCGUCGAGGAAGCACGUCUGCAUGCAGACUCCUUGAAGACGCUUGCCGCUGGCGCCAGGGCAAUCGCACCGGCCGAAGGGCUUGAAGGGCGCAAGCAAGUGUCUGUCCAGGUAAAGACCCCAGCUCCUCGCGCCAAGUCUGCGUACAUGUUCUUCCGGGACGAUUUGCUGGCUGCGCAGCAACGCGUGUCGUCAGAUGUUGUGAAUCCAUGCUCUCGUGAAUUCUGGGCAUCGCUGAAAGAGGCGUGGGCGGCCUUACCUGAGGCCAGGAAAGCGUACUAUGAGGACUUGGCUCAGGAAUCCAUCAGGAGCGCUGCUGCCAAGCGCUUGCAGUCUCGCCAGAAAAAGCCGCGUCUUGGGCGACCGGAUGAUGCAGUGGUGCCAGCAGCUGUCAAGGAUGCAGACGUGCAGCCAGAUGAGGCGCCCUCAUGCGCAGAGAUGAGGCCGCUUUCUCAGUACGUGCCCGGGUCAUCGCUGCCAGCGGCGGCAAGCUUCUACAAUCCUUGGGUGCUUGCUUCUUCGUUGGCAGGUGUUGCAGACUUGCCAGAGAUGGCGAGGGAGAUAGGCAAGUACUUCACAACUGAGCAGGAUGCGCUGGCAGAUUUGGCUGAUGACUGUCUUCGGUGCAGCCCGGUAUCUGAAGAGCAGUUGCAGCAAUCGUGGAAGCACAACGUUUCCCAGGGACGUACUUGGGCAGCCACCUUGCAACAGUUCAAUGCUGAGACACAGAGGUUUGCAAUGCCCAGCAAUCAAGAUCUCUUCCCUGAAAGCAUCAUAUAUCAGAGCUCAUGCGGCUUGCUUUGCAGAACCAAAGCGUCCCCAGGCGAUAUUCGCUGUUUUCAAUCAUUGCUUGACGCUUUUGACACGGUUGUGUGUCGCUGCGGGGAUGGGUCCAUUGCCUCAGCCAGCAAGUGCGACAUCUUGUUGAGAUGCAGCAUCACGACUGCAGAUGCGGAUCACUUUGCAGAGUUCUAUUCCUUGCUGACGUCCUUAUCUGCUCGCAGUGGCCCACAUGCCUCCGGCCAGAUCUUUGUUUCGCUUGAUGCGGUUGCUUGGUCAGUCUUGGCGCAGU